UAUAGAUUGAGUUGUAUAAGAGAAACAUUUUAUCUUGUAAGGGAAAUUGUAAUUUGGGCUUUUUAUUAUUAAACUAGGCAGGUGAUUGGGCUGGAGACUGUCUUUCCCAUCAUGCAAUCCUGGUCGGAAAUGCAAAAGAUAAGACUGGUCAAGGUGGAGUUUUUUUUUCUUUUUCCUCCUAUUUCAGUCACUUAACUAAAUCGAGGUCUCGGCGACGUGUCCAGCAUUAACGUGUCCAGCAUUAGCCACAUUACGGACUCAAACAUCAGUCUUCGAGUCUGGGCACUCGUUGAAGCGUUGUCGCCUACUUUAGCCUAGCCUAGCUGGCCAGCCGCUAACAAAGGUGCAAGGCACGUCGUCAAGCGUUCAGAAAAUGUCCGACAGAACGACAGCGGCGGCAGUAAAGUUUCAGGAGAAACUUUGUGGAGGAAGAGAGGAGCACCCACGUCACCAGCACUCGACUGUGUGCAAAACAAUGCACGCAAAGGCUGUUCUUCACACACCAGAAGAUGUCAGUCACGCGCAUCGUCCUGAACGCCUGGAGUCUGCUCGCAUGGAGGAAGAGGAAAAGUCACCAUACAUCAAGAAGGAGGAGGAAGAAUUUGUCCAACUUAAAGAGGAGCGGGAGGUGUACUUCAUUAGACUGCAGAACCCCCACAUUAAUGAGCAGCAGCAGCCUGAUCCCCUGAAAAAGGAGGAGGAGGACCCUCCAUAUGUUAAAGUGCAGGUGGUGGACAUCCCCAAGUGGACUGUUGAGCCCUUGAAAGGUGAAGAUAAAGGUCCGAGUGAGGCCAACAGAGGGGCGGAGCAGCAUGGCAGCAGCAUCAUUUCAAAAGAAGGGUCCCUAGAGGACAACCUCAUUGCUCGACCAUCAGAUAGUGACGACUUCACAUCACACUCGCUGUUCUGUUUCAGAAAAUAUCUUGGUGAUGAGCCAGAAUCUCCUGAAGUAAAAGAUGUUGAGCCCCCCAAAAUCAAAGAGGAGGAGGAGGAGCCAGAGCCCUGUCAACAGAAGCAACUUCCAAUCAAAAAGGAGGAGGAGGAGCUGCCAAAUGGUGAAGAGGAGCAUAUCCACCGGUUGAUUGGUGACCUCUUGAAUAGUGAAGAUGGUCUGAGUGAGGCCAGCAGAGGGUUGGAGCCUCCAAGCAGGGGGAGUAGCAAUAGCUCAAUAGAAAGAUUGCAAGCAGACAUUUACGGCAGAGGUGGAAACACAUCACACUCACCUUAUAACGAUGAUGGUCAGAAGACAUCUCACAGUGACGACAAACUCUGCAAAUGCUCUCAGUGUGGGAAAACCUGUGAUAAUAAGUAUACUUGUCAGACGCAUAUGAGGAGCCACACUGGUGAAAAUCCUUUUGUCUGCUCAUUUUGUGGAAAGAGUUUUGUUCAUACGGGAGACUUGACAACACACACAAAAACCUACACUGGUGAAAACCCUUUUUCCUGCUCAGGUUGUGAUCGAAGAUUCACUCGGAACCAACACUUACAACAACACAUAAGAACACACACUAUCGAAAAAACUUUUUCCUGCUCUGUUUGUGAUCGAAGUUUCGCUCAGAAGCAACAGUUAAAAAUACACACAAGAACCCACACUGGCGAAAAACCUUUUUCCUGCUCAGUUUGUGAUCAAAGAUUCGCUCUAAAGGGAAAUCUAACAAAACACAUAAGCACCCACAAUUGCGAAAAACCUUUUCCCUGCUCUGGUUGUGAUCAAACAUUCAGUCGCAGGAGCACCUUGCAACAACAUAUAAGAACCCACACUGGCGAAAAACCUUUUUUCUGCUCAGUUUGUGAUCAAAGAUUCAGUCGCAAGAGCACCUUGCAACAACACAUAAGAACCCACACUGGCGAAAAACCUUUUUCCUGCUCAGUUUGUGGAAAAUGUUUUGUUCAGUCAGGAGCCUUAACAACACACACAAAAACCCACACUGGUGAAAAACCUUUUUUCUGCUCAGUUUGUGAUCGAAGAUACACUCGGAAGCAAUACUUACAACAACACAUAAGAACACACACUAGCGAAAAACCUUUUUCCUGCUCAGUUAGUGAUCAAAGAUUUGCUCAGAGGCAACACACACAAAGUCAUGAAAGAACCCACACUGGCGAAAAACCUUUUUCCUGCUCAGUUUGUGGACAAGGAUUCAGUUGCAAGCGCACCUUAAAACGACACACAAGAACCCACACUGGCGAACAACCUUUUACCUGCUCAGUUUGUGGACAAGGUUUCAGUUGCAAGCGCACCUUAAAACGACACACAAGAAUCCACACUGGCGAAAAACCUUUUUCCAUCUCAGUUUGUGGUCAAGGAUUCUCUCAAAAGCAAUACUUAAAAAGUCACGAAAGAACCCGCACUGGGGAAAAGCUUUUUUCCUGCUCAGUUUGUGGUCAAGGAUUCAAGUACAAGAGCAUUUUAGAACAACACAAAAUAACCCACACUGGCGAAAAACCUUUUUCCUGUUCAGUUUGUGGUAAAAAAUUCAGUCACAAGAGCCACUUAAUACGACACACAAUAACCCACACUGGCGAAAAACCUUUUUUCUGCUCAGUUUGUGGUCAAAGAUUUGCUCAGAAUGAUACCUUGAAAAUGCACACAAGAACCCACACUGGCGAAAAACCUUUUUCUUGCUCAGUUUGUGGUCAAGGAUUCUCUCGAAAGAAAUACUUACAAAGUCACAAAAGAACCCACAAUGGCGAAAAACCUUUUCCCUGCUCAGGUUGUGAUCAAAAAUUUGCUCGGAAGCAACACUUGAAAGUACACACAAGAACCCACACUGGCGAAAAACCUUUUUCCUGCUUAGUUUGUGGUCAAAGAUUCGCUCAAAAGAUAAACUUGAAAGUACACACAAGAAGUCACACUGGCGAAAAACCUUUUUCCUGCUCAGUUUGUGAUCAAGGAUUCACUCAAAAGCAACACUUACAAACUCACAAAAGAACCCACACUGGCGAAAAACCUUUUUCCUGCUCAGUUUGUGGUCAAGGAUUCUCUCAAAAGCGACACUUACAAAUUCACCAAAGAACCCACACUGGUGAAAAACCUUUUUCCUGCUCAGUUUGUGGUCAAAGAUUUGCUCGGAAGAAUCUGAUGAAGAGACAUGCGUGUGUGUUGGUGUGAGAAGCAGUGGCCAAUGACUGUUCUGCCUGUCAUCCAUGCUGGCUUUAUCAGAUUUUGCACGCAGGUUAGGUUAGGUUGGGGGUUACGUUCGUAUUCGUGGUACACUUUAUUUUUGUGAUUGCAUUUUUGUUUGGACUUUGCCAUUUUGUUUUUUACAUUUUCUGGCCAUCAACGCCUUUCCCUUGGUUUUCUCACCGACUCCGUUCGUGGCUCUUUGUUUGUAUUUUUCUCACAUGUUCUGGCAUACUCUUUUGUUUUUUUUUUUGUGGUUUUUUUGUAAUGAAUUCCACACAAACCUCCUCGCCUGUGUUGGAUCGAUAUUAUAUGGCUAGCUGUUUUAUGACAAAGUUAAGUGGCAUUAUUUGUAUCAUCAUCUCUCAUUCAAACUACACUUUUCAUAUUUGAAACCACAGACCAAAAAUUCAAAAUCAUUCAUAAAUAUUGUCAUUCAAUAAAUAAUUUAGAAUAUAUUGUUCGAUAUUGCAAAAAUAACUUUUAAAAAUGAGUUUUUGUGGGGGUGUAAUGGUUAUAUAAUUUUUUAAAACUUACUAUUACUCCUCGCGAUUGAUAGAGACAUGUUACAACAGAGUAUGAGGGCCAAAUAAAGAAAAACGAAGAAGAAAAAAAAAGGACUAUGACAGUAAAGUCAUAUCCUUACUACAAGAAUUCUUUUCAUUGUAGGAAGUCAAGUUUUGGUAUCAUCAUUUUUGUUUAAAAAAAAUCUAAAUAAAACACGGAAUCAUUUCUGUAACUUAAAAAUGUGUUGAAAAUGUUUUUGUUUGUUAAUAACAUUGUUCACCACCUGACACCUUGCUUGCUACAAAGGGUCGCAAUAUUACUUGUCUUCAAAGGGGGCGGAAGAGGCGGCAGUUUGUAUUUAUGUCGGGGCUAUGAUUGUGUGUGUGUGGGUGUGUGUUCGGAGGGGGUCAAGUCUACAGCCAAUCAAACGUGUGUUUGAGGGAAAAAAAUGGACGGGCGCAUUCAGCAAGUGAAAAGGGGUCAAUGUAAGUCUGAACAAAAUGAAAGUAAUUCACUUAAUAAUGAUAGGGUCAAUUCUAUCCUUACAACAUAUGGGAAGGGAAUGUAAAUUACCUAUGUAACUGAAUUCAUUAUAUGAUGCAAAUAAGUAGCGUAAAAGUUGGUGGGGACAAUUUGAGCGUCUUAAAAAGUUGAUAGUGUCGUGUCCCUACCGUCCCUAUGCAAACUUACGCCCUUGCUGUAAGCACAGAGGUACUGGUGUUUUUCCCCUCUUACGUGCGACUCUACGGCUUUGAAUGGAGGACCAGAAGUGCAAAAAUUAAACAAAUUCACAAUGAAAAAAAUGGCCUCUUUAAAAAAGUCACUGAUAUCUACCUCAUAACUAUCGCUUAAUUGUAUUCUUUUUUUGUUACUGUCACAUUUUCUCUGGUAUAUUAGGUGAUAAAUAAUCGAUCCAAGCAAAGAAUUUUUUUUUAAAAACAGUUAAAAUGGUAAAUACAUGAAAAAGAAAAUCUCGACCACUCCUUGUUGUAUGCGAUUUCUGCAACGCGACCCUUGUUAAAUUACCAUGUUUCAAACAUAAAAUACCUCAAAAAACCGGCUCUGGCCAUUCACAGCUGUGUCUUGACACUCAGUGAUACAUGCUAUAUGGAGUUUUUGGAUCGAAACAAGGUAAGUACACAGUAAUAUCUCGUUUAAGUCAUGGCGUCUUUAAUUCUGCUCUCACGCGCGCGCCCCUCAAGUUAGUGUUUUGUUGUUUAAAUUUUUUU
Messenger RNA from Corythoichthys intestinalis (scribbled pipefish), 4857 nucleotides. Its product is annotated as zinc finger protein 271-like. The transcript is spliced from 3 exons. The coding region runs from base 374 to 3109 and encodes 911 amino acids. Gene Ontology annotation, biological process: regulation of transcription by RNA polymerase II. Gene Ontology annotation, molecular function: DNA-binding transcription factor activity; RNA polymerase II cis-regulatory region sequence-specific DNA binding. NCBI's taxonomy places the organism in Eukaryota, Metazoa, Chordata, Actinopteri, Syngnathiformes, Syngnathidae. The record is from RefSeq and is a predicted model, not a curated record.